Molecule: messenger RNA, 1062 nt
Organism: Phascolarctos cinereus (koala)
Lineage: Eukaryota; Metazoa; Chordata; Mammalia; Diprotodontia; Phascolarctidae
Source: RefSeq, a predicted model, not a curated record
AUGGCGGUGGCAGCCCUAGAGGAGUCAGAGGGCAACAGAAACACCAUUGGGGCCUCCCUGGCCCCAGCCUCAGCAUCCUCCAGGAAGGGCCCAGGUGUUGGUCUUGAAAGAGAGAGGCAUCAGCACAGCCCCGGUGUCCGCUGCCUGAGCCGCCUCGGGCAGGUUGCUUUCCCACUCUGUGGGCCUCAGUUUCUCCAUCUGUACGAUGGGCGAGUUAGACCAGAGGACGUCCAGCCUCCGCAGGCGCUAGAAAUUAAUUUCCUUGCUCUUUGUAAUAGAGUCUUUGGUAGCAGCCAGCUAGUCACCAGCGCCCAGAGAAGCAUGCCUACUGGCUAUUGCCAUGGAAACUGGAACCGAGCUAACCACCUCACAGGGCCCAGCAUUGACUAUAGCUGCCACUGGGGCAAAAGUGGCUUCUGCUCCAAGUCUGGGCAGCGGUUCCCUUCCUUCAGAAUGAUUGAAUUAAAAGAUGAUGACCCCCAGGCCAUUAAGCAGGAGUUUACAAAGAUUCAUCAGAAAGUGGAUGCCCUUCUGAGCAGCCUGGAGAAAGAGCCGGCCCAACAGCCAGAGAGGCAGGAGGCACCCAAGGGGGUUUCAAGCAGCAGCAGCAGCAGCAGCUGCAAGGAUCCCCUGACUAACGUGAAGAUGGGGCCUGAGGAUGGCAGCAGCAGUGGCAGCCCCGGACACUGGGCCUAGGACGGGUCAUCCUGGAGGAGGGGUCAUCCUGGCUGAAGGUCUGGCUGAAGGUCAAGGCUCAAGGACCAGCUGGGGGUGGCUAAGGGACACUGGGGGAGGAUUAGCAGCAGCAGCAGCGCUCUCCAGCACCCUGGGCAGGGGGGUGAUGGGGCCUUCGAGGGCUCCCCUGGCCUCAUUGUAACACCAGGGCCCUCGUCCUAGAGCCAGCCUCACCAGGUUCUCUCCCGUGGUACGUGCUCACUGUUGCCCUCAACCUUAGCCUCUCCCUCAAUCCCCUGUGCCUGCAGAGGCCUCUUUCCAACCACAAUUCUUAGAGGAGUUCGAUGAAGAUCUCUCUAUUUUCCUCAUUUAACUAAGAAACCUUGU